AUGUCAGGUCAAACUUAUUUUAUUACUGGUGCUAACCGUGGAAUUGGUCUUGAAUUAGUUAAGAAAUAUGCUAGUUUAAAUAAUUCAAAUGUUGUUAUUGCUACUGCUAGAGAUCCUACCAAGGCCAAGGAAUUAAUAGAAUUAACUGUUACCAAUCCAAACGUUAAGGUUAUUCAAUUAGAUGUUGGUGAUGAAAAGUCCAUUGAUAAGAUCGAUGAACAGUUAGAAGGUUUAGGAAUCAAAGGUAUUGAUACUUUUAUUAACAAUGGAGCUCUUGGUGAUUCAUUUGAUUCACUUUUCAAGACUGAAAGUAAGACCUUUUAUGAUCACUUUAGAGUUAAUACUAUUGGACCAAUUUUAACUGUUCAAAAGUUAUACAAAUAUUUAGUUGAAAACAAAACUAGAAAGAUUGUUUUCAUUAGUACUGUUGCUGCUUCUUUAACCCAAUUUAUGCCAGUUAAUACUACUGCUUAUGGUGAAUCCAAAGUUGCUUUGAAUCAUGCUGCUUUACAAUUCAGCAAUGAAUUAAAAGCUGAAAAUUUCAUUGUUGUUCCUUUACAUCCAGGUGUGGUUGGAACUGAUAUGGGUGCCCACUCCUUUGAACUGUUCAAAGAUAAUGGACCUGAAAUCAUGGGUAUGUUGAACAGUUUAUUGAUCACUCCAGUUGAAAGUGCUUCAUCUAUUUCAAAAGUUGUUGAAGGUUUAAAACCUGAAGAUUCUGGUAAGUUUUUCAACUAUAAAGGUGAAGAAGAACCAUAUUAG
Messenger RNA from Scheffersomyces coipomensis, 762 nucleotides. Its product is annotated as SDR family oxidoreductase. The transcript has a single exon. Gene Ontology annotation, molecular function: oxidoreductase activity, acting on the CH-OH group of donors, NAD or NADP as acceptor. NCBI's taxonomy places the organism in Eukaryota, Fungi, Ascomycota, Pichiomycetes, Serinales, Debaryomycetaceae. Bases 1 to 762 code for a protein of 253 amino acids. The record is from RefSeq and is a predicted model, not a curated record.